This is a messenger RNA of Ilyonectria robusta, 890 nucleotides long. RefSeq lists its product as uncharacterized. NCBI's taxonomy places the organism in Eukaryota, Fungi, Ascomycota, Sordariomycetes, Hypocreales, Nectriaceae. The transcript has a single exon. The record is from RefSeq and is a predicted model, not a curated record. Bases 276 to 782 code for a protein of 168 amino acids.
CAUUCUUCCGAGGCUGGGCUUCGAAGGAUCCUCACCAGCCUCAUCUUGUGCGUUGUGGACUGGAUGUCGGCAUGGAGUUGCAAAUACUGCUGCAAGAGGAGGGUUGGAUAUGACAUGAGGGUAUUAUUUAAAGAAGCGUAAGACUGCCCUUCAGAUCAACUCCCAAACAGACAGCAACACAGUCACAACACUACAACAUCUUCACGACUCUAAACUCCAACAUCUCUUGUUUCCUCUUUACUCCCAAAAUCAAGCAACCACCAAUCACCGCCAACAUGCAGUUCUCCUUCAUCACUCUUCUCCUCGCCGCCUCCUCCGCCAUCGCCGCCCCCACCGCACCGCUCGUCUCCCGAAGCGACUCAUGCAUGGCCAAGGGCGCCAAGGUCUCCAGCUGGACCGUCCACGACUUCGACCUGGACUACAGCACCACCAAGGCCGGCGCCAAGACCAACAGGGGCACCGUCAGCUUCUCGCUUGAGAACAAGGCCCUCUCCUACCGGGCCAAGUGCAAGGCCACGUCGACGGGCAAGAACUUCUUCGUCGGCGGCGUCACCUACAAGUGCCAGUCGGGCUCCAGCCGCGACUCUGCCUCGUUCCGCUUCGACCACAAGAGCGGCACGCUCGCCAUCAACCAGGCCUGGGCUUGCGCGUCCGAGGGCGGUCGCUAUGAAGCCUCGGGCAAGACGAAGCUCAACCUCAGCUGCCAGGGGACCAACGGCCGUGUUAGCUGCGACAAGAAGACCGUCAAGGCUCCCAUCACUCAGAAGAGCGCUGUCCUCUGAGUGGUCUACGGAUAUACAUCGACAACUUGGGCCACUUCUACCUCUUCUUCUCUUCUACUUCCACUUCCAUUUCUGGCUUAGGGACAUUUUCGCAUUUUCGCAUUUUCG